CACCAUUAAAAAAUAGAUUGAUAAUGUUCCUUGACCAAUUAAGAUCAUAUGAUGGAUCUUACUUAUUGACAUGGAAAGAGAUCACUGAUAAACAUUUUAACAAAAAAAAAUAUUCAAGGAAACCAAAAUGGAUGGAAUCAUUGGAAACUGCAGUUCUUUUAAAUACUAAUUCACGAAAACUAAAACCUCAAUGGACAAGUAUGACAAACAAUAUGCAGGAGAUACAAAUCCCAUUAAUGAACAAUAGGAAAAAAGAAUGGAUUGGUGCAUGGCCAACAUGUGGAUCUGAACUUGUAUUAGGAAGAAUAGAAAAAAAAUCAAAAAAUAACAAAAUAAGGAUAGAACAUUGGAAUCACCUCAUUCAAAAUAUAGGAAUUACCCCUACAUCAAACCCUCCUAUAUUAAUACAAUGCCAUGGAUGUAAAUACUCCAUACCACAAGAAAUUCAAAAUAGUGGUAAUUGUCAUUUUUGGUGUGAAUCAAACUCUGCUAUUGUAGUAACAACAUAUAAGAAGAGAUAUCUAAAUACAAAUGAUGAACAAAUUACACUAAAUAGCUCAAUAUUUGAGAUUAAACAAAAAGUUAUAGCUAGAAUAAACAAUAAUAGUGAUUUAAAUUAUACAAUACCAAGACAAAAUAUUACAAUGCUAAAUGAUGAUUUUAAUAUAACUGAAAAUAGCUUUAUAAAUCAAUAUAUUAUUGAUAAAGAAAUACGUGACAAGUUAACUGAACUUGAAAUACAAUUUUUUUAUGAAAUGGAUUUUACUUUCUAUACAGAUGGAUCAAUGAAAAUUAAUGAUGAUACAUCAGUGAAUAUGGAUAUAGGAUGGGUUAGAAGGCUCAACAAUGAAAUUACUCAUUUUUUUAAUGCAGGAAUGGGAAACUGGCCAUCAUCAAAUAAAGCAGAAACCAUAUCAAUAUUAACAACAUUACUUGUA
Entrophospora candida is the source of this 938-nucleotide messenger RNA. Lineage: Eukaryota; Fungi; Glomeromycota; Glomeromycetes; Entrophosporales; Entrophosporaceae. The record is from the annotation of a GenBank genome assembly.